This is a messenger RNA of Sclerotinia borealis F-4128, 2403 nucleotides long. NCBI's taxonomy places the organism in Eukaryota, Fungi, Ascomycota, Leotiomycetes, Helotiales, Sclerotiniaceae. The record is from the annotation of a GenBank genome assembly.
AUGCCUCCUGAUAUCCGCACUCCACCCUUCGUACAUCAAAAUUCCUUAAGCUCCCUUAGCUCCAUAGAAUCCAGUGAAGACAAAUCAUCUUGUAGCAGUGACAUAGAAAACUCUCUAUCUCCAGUCACGUCCGAAUCCACAGUCGCAAGAGAAAAGCUCUCCGACCCCGCAUCAGCCACACCUGACGACCCUCUUGUUCCCAACGACGGUUCAGAAAAUACUGCGAAUAUCAAAUACUCGCUCGUGGUGUCCGAUGAAUCAAGUUCAGAACCAUAUACCUUAACUCAGAACGACGUACCGUUCGACUUUUCUCGCCUCUACGAUAAGAAUGACAAACAGAAUGAUAUUGUCCAGGGUCCGCCCGUCAUCUUUGAGGUUAUCAUUGAGGCGGAAGGUUUUGACAAGAGGGCAGAACAAUUGAGAUUCGAAAAUACAAUAAAAGCGCCAGAUGAACAUGCGAUACCACCGGCAACGACGACCGAACUUCCCCCUAUAAAGUUUGAAGACCUGAACGUGACCUCUGUCACAGAAACUCGAAUGGAAAUCCACAGUCAAAAGUUACUUGGAGCGAUUCGAGAAGUUGUCGACUACUACCCAAUGCAGAAUCUAAGUGGCGAUGUCGUGAUAAUCCAUGAGCCCUAUUGGAUACUGAUUCAUCAUGAAAAGGAGCUGCGAGGUCUCCUUCAAAAGAUGUCAUCUCCGCACGAAGAACACUCAUCAGACAAUGAAGAAAUAGCGGAGCACCUGAAAAUAUUGAUCGACUUCGUUCAGCCACAGAUUCAUCGACUUGUUCCUCCCAUCGAAAAACGCUUGCAAAACAAAGUUCCAACUAUCGCCUUUGAUGCAUUGGGAUAUCUUCUAAGACCAGGAACGCUGGCAUACUGCCAGUAUGAAGGCGAGUGGGUUGGAUGUGUAAUAAUGUGGGUGAAGAAAAAGAUUGCACACUGGAACAUUCACGUCUGGUUUCUUUCGUACGAUACUGAGGGUUUCACCCGCUCUUACACAGAUUCAUCAAAGUCACAUAAAAAACACACCAUUCCACGGUAUGAAGGAGAGCAAGAUGUUACUAGUCUCAAGGUCGUGCCAAGGGUGUACUGGGAUGCUAUCGACAAUGGAGCGAGGAGAGAACAGUUCGAAGCAAGAGGAGCAAGGAAAGUGAUGUUGUUAAACGCAAGAUUUCAGCUGAUGAACCAUAAAGAUGAAACACUUGAGGAACAAAAGCGUCUAUAUCAUGGCUCGAUCAUUUUAGACGAUCUAGUAAACAUCCAGAAUUUCGAUGCGAGCAUCGAGUCGUUAUGGAUCUGGCAUGAGAAAGAACUGAAAGAUCACAUCUGGAUGUAUAAAAAAGGAUCAGAAUCCACGCAACGCAUCUCUAAGCUCGCAGAAUUUCUCAAGCUUGAGGGAAACGAUCCGAAAAAGCUUAGCAAAGACCAAGCUUGGCUUAUAGGUCCUGAUGUCUACUGCUUCUUACUCGACAUAAAAACAUGGUCUAUCACACACAUAGACCGCCUCUCACCCAUCGAAGAAAGUAUUCCAACAAAGCCUGUGAUGGAAGAUGCCCACUUGAAAAUCAUCAAAGCUCUCGCUGCUAGCCGGACCGGUACAAAAUUAGCCUGGGGUGCUGAUAGUAUUAGAAAUAAGGGCAAGGGGGUGAUCAUCCUCCUCCAUGGGCCUCCAGGGGUAGGGAAAACAUACUCAGUAGAAUUCACAGCCCUGUCAAUCAAACGACCCCUCCUUGCCCUAACAAUAGCAGACAUUGGAAUCAAAGAGGCGAACAUAGAAAAAGAGCUCACUUCUUGGUUCUACCUCGCAGAUCGCUGGAAAGCGGUGCUGCUAAUUGAUGAGGCGGACAUCUUCCUUGAGCGUAGGAAACAGACAGAUCUCGCACGUAACGGCAUUGUCAGCGCAUUUUUGCGGAAGAUGGAAUACUUUUCCGGCCUCCUUUUCCUGACCACGAAUCGCGUCGGCCACAUUGAUGAAGCCUUCAUGUCACGUGUGCAUGUUGUGAUCGAAUACCCCCCGCUAGACGACGCCAGUCGACGCGCGAUUUGGGAAGGGUUCUUUAAUAAGAUGCGCGUCGACACAGGAGGCAGUAUACGUGUCGUCCAGAGUGCAAAGGAAUAUGUCAUGCAAGAUGCUAAAAAUCUUAAAAUCAAGCUGAACGGCCGCGAAAUUCGCAAUGCACUGCAGACUGCCAUUGCUCUGGCCGAGUUCGAGGCGAAAGAAGAUCUUGAUUAUAGCGAGAGUGAGAACAUUCAAGUAACGAAGGACCACUUCGAAAGGGUGCUGGAUAUGAGUCGCAGCUUUAGAGUUUAUCUCGAUUCAAUCAAAGUUGACACAGUGGAGUUGAGAGCGAAGAAUAUAUAUGGACGAAAUGAUACAGAGGUUUCAGAGAGAUUGUGA